This is a messenger RNA of Prunus armeniaca (apricot), 906 nucleotides long. Lineage: Eukaryota; Viridiplantae; Streptophyta; Magnoliopsida; Rosales; Rosaceae. The record is from the annotation of a GenBank genome assembly.
AUGGCGAAGCACCCAAGGAUGAUCUUGUACCUUGACAAAGUCCAAGAGUUGUUGAAGGCGUUUCCUACCUUCACCAUCCAGCAAGUUCCCAGAGCAGAGAACGCGCACGCAGAUGCACUGGCAAGCUUAGGAUCGGCUCUGGAUACCCAGUUCGGACGCUCCAUCCCGGUCGAGCACCUUGACCAGCCUAGCAUAGAAGAGGCAGAGCAGCCGGACCUGAUGCAGAUCGAUGAGGAUCCUAGCUGGCAAGACCCAAUUAUUGACUACCUAGCGAAUGAAAACCUACCCAAGGACAAGUCCGAGGCCAGAAAAAUCAAGCAGAAGGCUGCAAGAUACUACAUGAAAGGCGACAUGCUUAUCCGCAGAUCAUACUACGGGCCUCAUCUCACUUGCAUCAAGUACCCACAAACGCUCGAGGUUCUCUACAAGAUACACGACGGCGAAUGUGGAAAUCACGCUGGGGGCAGAUCGCUUGCUCAGAAGGCUCUCAGCAUAGGCUAUUUCUGGCCUACCAUGAGCCAAGACUCCACGGAGUAUGCUCGAAGAUGUGAUCGAUGCCAACGCUACAAGCCGGUCCCUGGCCUGCCCGCUGAGGAAUACCAUCUGCAGAACAGUCCAUGGCCAUUCAUGCAGUGGGCCAUUGACUUGGUGGGACCUAUGCCAACUGCACCUGCCAAUAAAGAGAUGAUGAUCGUUGCCACUGAUUACUUCACCAAAUGGAUCGAGGCCGAGGCUUUAUCUUCUACCAAGGAGGCCGAUGUUGAACGGUUCAUCUGGAAGAACAUUAUUUGCAGAUUCGGUUGCCCGCAAUCGAUAGUCACCGACAAUGGUACACAGUUCGUGGGCAGGCAGAUCACCGCAUUCUUUGAUCAGUCGAUCUGGGGGCAGAGGAAGUUACACCCUUGA